Messenger RNA from Paramormyrops kingsleyae, 3643 nucleotides. Its product is annotated as glycogen phosphorylase, muscle form. Gene Ontology annotation, molecular function: glycogen phosphorylase activity; pyridoxal phosphate binding. Gene Ontology annotation, biological process: glycogen catabolic process. Gene Ontology annotation, cellular component: cytoplasm. The record is from RefSeq and is a predicted model, not a curated record. NCBI's taxonomy places the organism in Eukaryota, Metazoa, Chordata, Actinopteri, Osteoglossiformes, Mormyridae.
GGGGGCGGGCUUGCUUUCCCAGCUGCGGAGUGACUGCCGCAGCAACUGUCCGCACUCUUCCAGCCCCAGCCUCAGCCUCAGCCUCAGCCGGCCGCCGAAAUGUCACGACCGCUAUCGGAUCAGGAGAAAAGGAAGCAGAUCUCGGUGCGAGGACUGGCCGGUGUGGAGAAUGUGACGGAGAUCAAGAGCAGCUUCAACCGGCACCUGCAUUUCACGCUGGUCAAGGACCGCAAUGUGGCCACCCGGCGGGAUUACUACUUCGCCCUGGCGAACACCGUCCGCGACCACUUGGUGGGCAGGUGGAUCCGCACGCAGCAGUACUACUAUGAAAGAGACCCCAAGCGCGUGUACUAUCUCUCGCUGGAGUUCUACAUGGGCCGCACCCUGCAGAACACCAUGGUCAACCUGGCUUUGGAGAACGCCUGUGACGAGGCCACCUAUCAGCUUGGUUUGGACAUGGAAGAGCUAGAGGACAUGGAGGAGGACGCUGGUUUGGGAAACGGUGGCCUUGGGCGUCUCGCUGCCUGCUUUCUCGACUCUAUGGCCACCCUGGGUCUCGCUGCCUAUGGCUAUGGAAUCCGCUACGAGUUUGGCAUCUUCAACCAGAAGAUUGUCAGCGGCUGGCAGGUAGAGGAGGCUGAUGAUUGGUUGCGCUAUGGUAACCCGUGGGAGAAGGCCCGCCCUGAGUACAUGCGUCCCGUUCACUUCUACGGCAGGACGGAGCACCACCCUGAUGGCGUGAAAUGGGUGGAUACACAGGUAGUCUUGGCCUUGCCCUAUGACACACCGGUUCCAGGUUACAGGAACAACGUCGUCAACACCAUGAGGUUGUGGUCUGCAAAGGCCCCCUGUGAAUUCAACCUGAAGGACUUCAAUGUUGGUGGCUACAUUCAGGCAGUGCUGGACAGAAACUUGGCGGAGAACAUCUCCCGUGUGCUGUACCCCAAUGACAAUUUCUUUGAAGGCAAGGAACUGCGCCUCAAGCAGGAGUACUUUGUGGUGGCGGCUACGCUCCAAGACAUCAUCCGCCGCUACAAGACCUCCAAGUUUGGCUCGAAGGAGGAAGUGCGCACAGACCUCAGCGGCCUCCCUGACAAAGUCGCCAUCCAGCUGAAUGACACCCACCCCUCGCUGGCUAUCCCUGAGCUGAUGCGGAUCUUGGUUGACGAUGAGAAGCAGUCCUGGGAUAAGGCAUGGGACAUCUGCGUGCGGAGCUGCGCCUACACCAACCACACCGUCCUGCCCGAGGCCCUGGAGCGCUGGCCCAUCGACCUGUUCCAGCGCCUGCUCCCCCGUCACCUGGAGAUCAUCUAUGAGAUCAACCGGCGCCAUCUAGAGCGCAUCUCCUCUUUGUACCCCGGAGACAUGGACCGCAUGCGCCGCAUGUCGCUGAUCGAGGAAGGCGACCAGAAGCGGGUCAACAUGGCCCACCUCUGCAUCGUCGGGUCCCACGCCGUCAACGGAGUGGCUCGCAUCCACUCGGACAUCCUCAAGGCCACCGUGUUCAAGGAUUUCUAUGAGAUGGACCCUCUUAAGUUCCAAAACAAGACCAAUGGCAUCACGCCCCGUCGCUGGCUGGUCAUGUGCAACCCUGGCCUUGCUGAGAUCAUCGCGGAGAGAAUUGGAGAGGAGUUUAUUCACGAUCUGGACCAGCUGAAGAAGCUGCUCGACUUUGUUAAUGAUGAGGCCUUCAUCCGAGACAUCGCCAAGGUCAAACAGGAGAACAAGCUGAAGUUUGCGGUGCACCUGGAGGAACACUACAAGGUCAAGAUAAACCCCAACUCCAUUUUUGACCUUCAAGUGAAGAGAAUCCAUGAGUACAAGAGGCAGCUCCUCAACUGCCUGCAUAUCAUCACCUUCUACAACCGCAUCAAGAAGGACCCAAACAAGCACUGGGUCCCCAGGACGAUAAUGAUUGGAGGAAAGGCUGCCCCUGGAUACCACACGGCCAAGAUGAUCAUACGGCUUAUUACGGCCAUCGGGGAGAUCGUGAACAACGACCCAGUGGUGGGCGAUCGCCUGAAAGUCAUCUUCCUUGAGAACUACAGGGUGACGCUCGCUGAAAAAGCGAUCCCGGCGGCAGACCUGUCCGAGCAGAUCUCUACGGCCGGCACCGAAGCCUCGGGGACGGGAAACAUGAAGUUCAUGCUGAACGGGGCCCUCACCAUCGGCACCAUGGAUGGAGCCAAUGUGGAGAUGGCAGAGGAGGCCGGAGAGGAGAACCUCUUCAUCUUCGGCAUGCGAGUGGACGACGUGGAGGCUCUGGACAGGAAGGGAUACAAUGCGGGCGAGUACUACAGCCGCAUCCCUGAGCUGAAGCAGGCCAUCGACCAGAUCGCCGGGGGCUUCUUCAGUCCCAGCCAGCCCGACCUCUUUAAGGACAUCGUCGACCUGCUGAUGCACCAUGACAGGUUCAAGGUGUUUGCGGAUUAUGAAGACUACAUGAAGUGCCAGGAUAAAGUCGGCGCUCUGUACAAGAACCCCAAGGAGUGGACCAGGAAGGUGAUCCAUAACAUUGCUGGCUGUGGCAAGUUUUCCAGUGACCGCACCAUCGGCCAGUACGCCCGUGAGAUCUGGGGAAUCGAGCCAACCCUAGAGAAGAUCCCAGGGCCAGAUGAGAAACGUUAAAUAGCCCUGCCUUCGUCCUGGUACAAGAAGAAAUGAGAAGCUACUGUAUUUAGGUACAAGAAGAAACGAGAUAAGCUACUGUAUUUAGGUACGGUACUGUGGUGUACAUGGAAUUUGCUCUUGGAAAACAAGAUUAAACAUGUAUUUGAAGAUGUUAUGUUCCCUGUUGAGAGAGUUAACUUUACAAUAUCAUGGUGCAACCUGGUCACCACAUUAAGGAAAUCGAUAUUCAACCACUAACCCUCCUUCCGCUCAAGGCUUAAUCUGGACAUAAUGAUCCACCUUUGGUUAGCCUGCCGGCCCGAAGCGUCCCCUCUUCAUCUCAAAAUCGACUCCCGUUUAUCAUCAAAACUGCUGUUCGGUUACGAAGCUUCACUUCCUAAGUCAAUUGUUUGGUGCCACUUUUUGAACCUCUUUACUGAAACCUGUCUUGAGGUGACCUGCAAAUUUGCCAAAUACACUCAUAUCUCCAUGCCAGCAUCAGCAGUGGAAGUGGAUGUAAGUAAAGGCACUUGAAUCAGACUCACCUGUGUUUGGGGAAACCUCUCGUUAGUUACACCCAAGUAGAUGUUGGUGUGUACCACUGUGUUUGGGGAAACCUCUCGUUAGUUACACCCAAGUAGAUGUUGGUGUGUACCACUGUGUUUGGGGAAACCUCUCGUUAGUUACACCCAAGUAGAUGUUGGUGUGUACCACUGUGUUUGGGGAAACCUCUCGUUAGUUACACCCAAGUAGAUGUUGGUGUGUACCACUGUGUUUGCCCUGUGAUACAAUAAGAUUGAGAAUUAAGUGCCCCCCCCCCCCCCGGAUAAUGGUUGAUAAAACUGCUGAUAGUUCAAAAUAAAGCUUUUGUGCAAGUCUAAGGAGCCAGAGGUCUGGAGGAUAGGGGCACGUGUGUCGGGUAAUGUGUGACUACAGCUUCAGACGUCACUGUGGUGAUGAGGUGUUAAAUGGGUUCCGGGUUCACCCUGCCGUACUCCGGUCAGAGAAAGAAAAAUAAAGCUGCAGCCAAUGA